Neurospora tetraspora is the source of this 924-nucleotide messenger RNA. RefSeq lists its product as uncharacterized. The transcript is spliced from 4 exons. The record is from RefSeq and is a predicted model, not a curated record. Lineage: Eukaryota; Fungi; Ascomycota; Sordariomycetes; Sordariales; Sordariaceae. Bases 1 to 924 code for a protein of 307 amino acids.
AUGACGGACUCAAACGUCCCCAUGAUUUUCGGUCUUAUGAUCGUGUUUGAAGUGCUGGCGACGGCUUGCAUGUGUCUCCGGUUUUGUUCGAAGCGGGUUACUCAUGCGAGGUGGUUUCCGGACGAUUAUUUUCUUAUUCUUUCUUGGGUGGUUGGAACAAUAGCCAUCGGUAUUGCGCUCUGGAUGACCCGUUAUGGACUUGGCCAUCGUCGGGAGUGGAUCACAACUCUGCACAUGGGAGAACAGUUGAAGCAUUACGGUCCAGCAACGACAUUUGCCAGUUUUACCGCCCGCUGGAUCUCGAUGCUGUCCUUCUUCGUUACUCUUCUUCGACUCGUUUCCAAAGCAUGGAAAAAGGCCAUUCUCUGGUUCUUCAUGACAAGCUGUGUUGUCUCAUACUUCGCUGCCACCAUUCUUCAGUCGUUUUACGUGUGCGGAGUGUCGGAUCUAGUGUCGAAGGAUCGUUGCGUCCCAGAACACUAUGUCAAUGCAUACGCUUUGUAUGUCAGCAUUUAUGGCUCGAUUGUCGAUUUCACAUUCACCCUCGUCCCGACAAUAGUCAUCUGGCGGUUGCAGAUGAGGCCUCUGGAGAAAGUGGCCAUUGCCUGUGCAAUGAGUACUGGUAUAUUGGCUGGAAUAGUGUCAAUUGUCAAAAUCGUCAAGAACCAUGAGCUCCUGUACGAGGACAACAGAGAUCCUUUCACAGCAGGUGUAGUUUCAACUUUGGCAUCCGUGGAGGUUAGCUGCACCAUCACUGCCACUUCCAUCCCAUUCUUCCGCCCCUUGAUUCGCAGAAUCACCGGCAAGGACAGCAGUUACCACUCUGGCGGGGGUGUAGUCAGCAAGCAACAAGAAGCUGGCAAUGGUGUCUCGGUCCUUGAGGUUGGGACAGGUCAACAAGGCCCGAAUUACUUCGGACGUUGA